AUGAUGUCGUCGAUAGUGAUAGCGUUAUGCUUCAUCGCAAUCCUGUCAUCUUCCACUUGUGCACGAGCACAAAAAUUUGACUUUUCGGACCUACUCGGUGACGAAGAUGAUACAGGUGGUCCUUCAUCAAUCAACAUGAAUGGACAAGCGAUGGAUAUUUUAAAAUCGCUUCAACUCGGUGAUCUCGAAAAAGAUAUCAGCGAAACAAAUUGGGGCAUCCGACGUAACGCCGCUCAGUUAGUUAAACAACAGAUGAGACAAAUGCGACGUAAAGCAUCGUCAUCGGAUAUGAUGGGUAACGAAAUGAGUGAGCUGAUGAUGCCAAGGGGUAGAAAGAUGAAUUUGGCGUUGAGGGAAGAAGGAGAACGUGGUUGUAAUUUGGAAUCGAUGGACUUCUCGGGGCUGAUGGCGUCUAGUUCACUGAAACUGAAACGAGCGAUGGCCACACGUCUUCUGCGAGCUGCAAGUCAGCUGCUUAAAUCAUCUGCUGGUGGAGCCGAAGUUGACCUAACCUCAGCACUAUCACCAUCAUCCUCCAGACUGUUUAUGAGACGGAAUUGA
Molecule: messenger RNA, 561 nt
Organism: Anisakis simplex (herring worm)
Lineage: Eukaryota; Metazoa; Nematoda; Chromadorea; Rhabditida; Anisakidae
Source: the annotation of a GenBank genome assembly